This is a messenger RNA of Erigeron canadensis, 477 nucleotides long. Its product is annotated as probable transcription repressor OFP9. Bases 1 to 477 code for a protein of 158 amino acids. The record is from RefSeq and is a predicted model, not a curated record. The transcript has a single exon. Gene Ontology annotation, biological process: negative regulation of DNA-templated transcription. Lineage: Eukaryota; Viridiplantae; Streptophyta; Magnoliopsida; Asterales; Asteraceae.
AUGCAAACCUCUAGAGGGCUUCAAAAGAAUCAAAAACUUGCAUAUAAAGGAUGCAAGACAUUCUGUUGUAAUUGUAGGUUUAGUGUUUCUUCAUCUUGUGAAGAAACAGAAAGCGGGAAAUCCAACCAUUUCCCAACAGUCUCAAGUCUCGCUCACGCCAUGGUUCAAGAAAGAUUAGACCAGAUAAUCAAAGAAAGACAAGAAAGAAGAUAUGAAGAAAGGAGAAAAAAGGUACGAGAAGAAAAUAAUAAAUUGUUUGUGAUGGUGGCAAUGGAGAAAUCGUCUUAUAAUCUUAGGGAAGAUUUUCGGGAGUCCAUGAAAGAAAUGAUCACUGCAAACAGGAUUUCACAGCCUAAAGACCUACGCCGGCUUUUAAAUUGUUAUAUAUCAAUGAAUUCUGAUGAAUUUCAUAGCAUUAUACUUGAGGCUUUUCAUGAGGUUUGCUCAAAUUUGUUCUUGUAUUGUAAGUGCCGUUAA